AAUAAUACUACUCCGUAAACAUCGAUGAAAAUAUAGUUCACGAAACUGAGCAGCGAACCAUUUUGCAAUCAAUCCAUUUCAAGGCAAAAGGCAGCUAGGCGAAGGAGCUGUUACGACUUUUGUUUUCUUUGGAGAAGAAGAAGAAGAAAGGCAUAAACGGGACGGGUAGAAGAGACUUCAGUCAUCCGUCAUUCAGAUUGGUUCAUCAUCUCAUCUAUCAAGAAUUGCGUUUUCUGUCAGAUUUGAUAGAGAAGUAAAAUGGGUGAUCACUUGGUCUUGAGCAAUGACCACUUAACUACGCCUCUGCCGGCUAAAAUAUCGCAAAGCUCUGAGGCACCUGGACCUUCAGGAAGCAUUACUGUACCUCACAAGCCGGAUUAUAAAUCUGCUCUGCCUAUAGAUAUUAAGGAUGAAGAUGAAGCACCCGGGGAUGCCGGUGAAGAAGAGCCUCUACUUAAGUCUGUAGAGUGCCGCAUUUGCCAGGAGGAAGACACUGUCAACAACAUGGAGGUUCCUUGUUCAUGCCGAGGCAGCUUGGAGUUUGCCCAUAGGAAGUGCGUCCAAAGGUGGUGUGAUGAGAAAGGGGAUAUAACUUGUGAGAUAUGUCAUCAGCCUUACCAACCUGGCUAUACUGCUCCUCCUUGUCCUGAACCUGAAGAAACUACUAUUGAUAUUGGGCCGGGGUGGACUAUUGCUGGAGAUCAGCUUAACUUACAUGAUCCCAGACUGCUAGCUAUGGUUGCCGCAGAACACCACAUUCUUGAUGCUGACUAUGAUGACUAUGCUGAUUCAAGUGCCAGCAGCGCUGCAUUUUGCCGCUCUGUUGCUUUCCUUUUAAUGGCUCUUCUACUUUUAAAACAUGCUCUGAACAUUGGAAAUGGUGAAGGGGAUGAUGAUGAUGUUUCUGCCAUUUUCUCCCUUUUUUUGCUUCGGGCAGCUGCUUUCCUUAUUCCAUGCUACAUUAUGGCUUGGUUUAUUAGCAUAUUACAGCGUCGGAGGCAGAGACAGGAAUCAGCAGCAGCAGAAGUAGCAUUUAUGCUUCAGGCAGGGCGGCAGCACAGAGGUUUACACUUUGCAAUAACACCACGGCCUGCACCACCAGCUUCUCUUCCUCCUCCUCCUCCUCCUGGGGGGGUGCCUUCGUUGUCCACAACAGAAGUCCCGAUCGAGCAAGUAUGAAGGGGAUGAGUGUUUUACUUCAUUGUACGUCCGCCUGUCUGUCUGUCCUUUGUAAAGAUGUUUGUUUAUGUUUUAUAUAUAUGUAUGCACCAAAGAAAUAUCAUAUCUCUUUAUUAUUAUUGUCAUCUUGGUAUGCCAUCUCUUGCUGCCAAUAUUGGUUGGUGGGUUGGGGAUAUGCUGUAUCGCAUUUGUCAAGGGAAGACCUCUCAUUUAACCCUUGGUUUUUAUAAUAAUUCGACAUUCACUUU
This is a messenger RNA of Cuscuta campestris, 1427 nucleotides long. NCBI's taxonomy places the organism in Eukaryota, Viridiplantae, Streptophyta, Magnoliopsida, Solanales, Convolvulaceae. The record is from the annotation of a GenBank genome assembly.